AGUGCAGCCAUAAUGGCAUGGAGCUGGAAUAAGCGGAUACAGAAAUACACAGGUACCUGAUACUGAAGUUGUUUUUCCCAACAUUUUAUGUGCUGUACUGUAACCUACCUAAGAGGAUCACGGGGAAAACUGUGUGUUAAAGGGUUAAAUGUCAUAAUUAUUUGCUAAAUACUUGACCAAAUGGGAACACCAGUGAAGAGGAAUCUCCACAGCCUGGUUGGAGAUAAGAUGGAGAGCCCUGAAGGCCUCAGUCUGCUCAUUAAUUUGCAGCAGAGCGCGUCGUCGGAUGCUGCGCCUCCGCUCAUCGCUGCCUCCACUGCGCAGCCGCACUUUCUCCAGGACGCAGAGCCCGAAGAGGGAGACAGAAAAAUGGCCCUCGAUAAUUUAAUUUUCGCCCAAUGCAUCCUUUACUUUUUAGCCUUCGUGUUCGGUUUCAUCGCCGUGGUGCCUCUUUCGGAGAACACGGAGGAUUUUGGAGGGAAAUGCCUGCUGUUCACGCGGGGUAUGUGGCAAAAUGAGAACAUCACUGUGUCGAAGCAGCGCUUCAUCGUGGAGGAGUGGGGACCCGAGUCCUCCUGCAGCUUCAUCACUUUUGUCGGGAUAGCGUCCCUCAUCCUGUCCGCAGUGCAGGCUUGGAGACUGCUGUUCUUCCUGUGCAAAGGACACGACGACUCCAUCUUCAACGCCUUCCUCAACCUGCUGAUCAGCUCCCUCGUGGUGUUCACAGUCUUCCUGUCCAGCACCAUCGUCAGUGUGGGUUUCAACCUGUGGUGUGACUCCAUUACUGAGGGCGGGACUAUGCCCAGCAGCUGUGAGGACCUGCAGGACACUGACCUAGAACUCGGGGUGGACAACUCUGCUUUCUACGACCAGUUUGCUAUAGCUCAGUUCGGCCUGUGGGCUGCCUGGCUCACCUGGCUUGGGAUCGCAGUGAUGGCCUUCCUGAAGGUCUACCACAACUACAGACAAGAGGACCUGCUGGACAGCCUGAUCCACGAGAAGGACCUGCUGCUCGGCCGCUCCUCAAGCCGCAGCUCUGACCUCAAGACCGGCCUCAUCUAGAAAACCAGAGGACGCACAAACACACACACACAUGCUCACAAAAAUCGUACAGUCCUCUCGCCUGCCAUGAGAAACACCAAUGUUUGCCUAUGUAGACAAUCAAAAUCAAUUGGCUUUUGCUCCCAUUGACCAUGGAUUGAAGCAAACUGAAGGGUUUCGCUUUGUUCUCGAAAGGUAAUUGAUUUCCCCUCAAAAAAAAUCCACCAAUGGUUGUUAAUCCUUGAAGAGUCCUGCUUUAUUGAGUUCAUCCAUCCACUGUGUGUGCAUUUCUCUUCAAGACACACAACAAUAGGCUAGUUAAGCUCUGAUAGUAUUAAAACCAUUUAAUGGAACCCCAGUUUUUCUUAAAUCAUGAAUUUCUAUUCAGUAAAACAGUAUUAAUGGCUUGGACAGAUUGUCUGAUGGAUCAUGUUGUCUUUGUGAAACUUCUGCAUGGACCUAAUGCAUGACAAAUUAAUACGGUGGUUUUUAGAUGUAAAGGGAUGUUAUUUUGUUUUAUACACCAAUAAAUGUGUUCAUUUCUUCCUGGUAGGGUCCGCACUGCGUCACGGUGAAGCGAGAACUCUUUGCAUGCUGCAGCAAAGUAAAAUGAUGUGUGCUUUUGCAGUGUAUUCACACUUUUAUCAACAGUUAUAAAAAGGUGUUUUGUAAAGACAAAAAAAAAAAGAAGUUCAGAACAUUCAUGUAUUGGGCAGCCUGUCCAAAAAAUGCUUUUAGCGACUUGUGUGAGAUAAAUAACAAAUCCUAUCUUGUGCCAUAUAGUAACUCAGGCUUCUCCUUCACACUCUAUAGGCUACAAACCUAUAUACUGUAUUACUGUGAAUAGACGCACAAAUAUGCCUGCAUGCAUCUCUCUCCCUGUUACGUACACAUCACGCACUCAGUUAUUGUCAGAGAUUACAGGAAGGAAGCAAGUCACCUGCUUGACUUUGAUAGGCAAUGACAGUUUUAUUUAAAACAAUUGAAAUCAUAAAACGGUAGGAACUAAGAAAACCCUCCAUAAAGGCACUUCUUUCAAAGUGACCAUAAAUGUUAUUUGGACAGCUGUGAAAUGCAGCUACUGAGCUAAAUGUGCAUAUACAGGACAUGAGUUCACUGGGUAUUGUUUUAUUGCUAAUGACAAUUUAGUUUGACAGUACAGAGUCAAGAGUAUUUCUUCUUAUACAGGUGUUAUUAGCCUCAUAUUGCUUUGACAUUCAAAUGUGAAACCUCAAAAAUCCUACGCUUUCCUUUGAGUUCCCUGAAACCUGUUAUAUAAAGAACAAUGUUUUACUGGAA
Molecule: messenger RNA, 2340 nt
Organism: Thunnus maccoyii (southern bluefin tuna)
Lineage: Eukaryota; Metazoa; Chordata; Actinopteri; Scombriformes; Scombridae
Product: transmembrane protein 179
Exons: 4
Coding region: 181-1062 (293 amino acids)
Source: RefSeq, a predicted model, not a curated record